Molecule: messenger RNA, 2106 nt
Organism: Haplochromis burtoni (Burton's mouthbrooder)
Lineage: Eukaryota; Metazoa; Chordata; Actinopteri; Cichliformes; Cichlidae
Gene: xylb
Product: xylulokinase homolog (H. influenzae)
Biological process (GO): xylulose metabolic process; D-xylose metabolic process
Cellular component (GO): cytosol
Molecular function (GO): D-xylulokinase activity
Source: RefSeq, a predicted model, not a curated record
GUCUGCGCUGAGGAGGAGGAGCCUGUGGGCUGUGUCACUAAACGUUGGACCCCUCCUCCUCCUCCUGUGUGGUUCCUCGCGCUCAUGGCCUCUGCUCCGCGCGCUCCUCUCUACCUGGGCCUUGACUUGAGCACGCAGCAGCUGAAGGCGGUGGUCAUCGAUGGAGAGCUGCGUGUGGUUCAUCAGAGCGGCGUGCAGUUUGACGCCGAGCUGCCCGAAUUCAGGACUCAGGGAGGAGUUCAUAUCCACACUGACAGACUCACUGUCACCUCACCUGUGCUCAUGUGGGUCAAGGCUCUGGACCUGCUAUUGGACAAGAUGAAGAGGGCGGGGCUUGACUUCUCCCGUGUCAGAGCGCUGUCAGGCAGCGGUCAGCAACAUGGCAGCGUGUUCUGGAGGAGAGGAGCGUCUGAGACUCUGAAACAUCUGGACCCGGACCAGGACCUGCACCAGCUGCUGCAGGACAGCUUCUCAGUGUCGGACAGUCCGGUGUGGAUGGACUCGAGCAGCACUCAGCAGUGUGAGGACCUGCAGGCGGCAGCAGGAGGCGCUCUGAGGCUGGCGGAGAUCACCGGAUCCAGAGCCUACGAGCGUUUCACAGGAAACCAGAUCGCCAAGCUGCGUCAGACCCGAGCGGAGGAGUUGCAGGACACCGAGAGGAUCUCAUUGGUCAGCAGCUUUGCCGCCUCUCUCUUCCUCGGUGGUUACGCUGCCAUCGACUACAGCGACGGCUCAGGGAUGAAUCUGCUGGACAUCAGGACCAGAAACUGGUCUGAGAUCUGCCUGCAGGCCACCGCUCCUCACCUGGACCAGCUGCUGGGAGCUCCACUGCCCUCCACAUCUGUGCUGGGCCCCGUCUCCUCCUACUUUGUGCAUCGGUACGGUUUCUCUGAGAGCUGCAGUGUGGUGGCGUUCACUGGAGACAACCCAGCUUCAAGAACGGGUCUCUGACGAGGGAGCGCGUCAGGAACGAGUGUGCUGGAGCAUCAUGGGAACUUUUCUCAGCAGCUUUGAGGGACACGCCGCUCGGAAACCAUGGAAACAUCGGCUUUUAUUUUGAAACUAUGGAGAUCACGCCUCCUGUGAUUGGUGUUCAUCGCUUUGACUCUGCUGACUGUGAGGUGUCCUCGCUGAGUCCUCAGGUGGAGGUUCGGGCUGUGGUGGAGGGUCAGUUCCUGUCCAGACGGCUUCAUGCUGAGAGACUGGGAUACUCCAUCAUUCCAGGAACCAGAGUUCUGGCGACGGGAGGAGCGUCAUCGAAUAAAGAGAUCCUGCAGGUGCUGUCUGACGUGUUCAACGCUCCGGUCUACACCAUCGACCUGUCCGACUCCACUUGUUUGGGUUCAGCCUACAGAGCUCUGCACGGCCUGGUGGCAGAAUCCGGAGCGUCCUUCGUUGAUGUGGUGAAGAAAGCACCAGAACCACGACUGGUCGCCACCCCGCAUCCGAAGGCGAAGGAGAUGUACGACGAGCUGCUGAAGCGCUACGCGCAAUUGGAGGAGAGAGUUGUGCAGAAGAGCCACAGCUGAGCCUCAAACCGCCAUCAGUGAAAUCCCGCGACCGCCAUUUUCUACUGAAGCCAGCUUUGAGUUUGACUUUUACACCUGUUUACCUGAAAGAAGAUCAGAGUCAUCACAGGAACCCUCAGCCACCUGAAGAUGGGCUGCUCGCUUCGACUUCAGCCUGAUUGGAUCAACGACAUCAUCAUCAUGUCAAAGCCUGAUUGGAGGAUAGCAUUAACACAGCAGCGUAUGAUUUUAUAUGGGCGAGCAGAUUUGCUCAGUCCACCAGUAGUGAAACAGAAAAGAAGCUAAAAUGAUGAAACAGCCAGCGAGCCGUGACUGUGUCGCAUUUUAAGCUCCAAAAAUCUGAGAUGAGAGUGAUCGGCUGAAGAACGUCCACGUUAGUGCCAGCAGGGUCCUGCAGAGCAAAGUUUAACAUCCCAAAGUUUUUCAGUCUUCUUUUCACUCGUGACAGGCCUGACAUGUCUGUGACGUUUCUGACUGAAGCCCCUCCCACUGCUUCAUCACCUGGAUCCAGGUAGCGUUAGUUAUUCAUGUGUAAUUUUUAGUGUACAGUCUGAAAUAAAGUGAACGAGUUCGUGAA